AUGCCCAAUUACAUCUUGCCAAGCCGUUUUCUUGCCGUUUUUCCGCGCUCCGUUGAGCCGGGAGUUGACAGGGAGCCUGCCAGCGAACUGAUGGUCACCAUUGUCAAUAAAAUCCUCGAAUUCUUUAUGGUCUGUGAGUUUGUUCUUGUUCCACUUCUCGUCUUCUUGAUUCUCCGGUAUUCCAAGUCGCUAAGCCGCUACAAGUACUACCUCCUCAACAACGUUGUGUGGAGCUUCGCGUUCGGCGUGUUCGUCUUCGUCAUCAAGCCGGUCUUUCAUUAUCCAGCGCCCUGUGUUCACUCUGAACUGGAAUAUAGUCCAAAGCCCGGAGUGGCGUAUGACGUGCUCGCCUUCCUCUUCAUGUACUGCUUGGCAAAUGCAGUGCUCAGCAUGGUGUGGACGUUGAUCUUUCGGUUCGCGUGUGUAAGUUCAUAACUGCAGGGGAAUUGAACAGCUAAAUGGUUAAAAAGCAAAGCAAAUUUGAGACAGGCCGGCCCGGUAUAGGCAUUUUUUCCUACAGGGGAAGUACCCCAAGUGCAACGCUCUCAUUUUGAUGAAACUCGGCACAAAUUUAGAAUAAUUUUUUAAAAAAUAUACGCGAGAAUUCUAGCUCGCGCUUCACAGAAACAACAAAGAUUUUUAGGUCGAAAGUCGGCCAAAAUUUAAGACUUCUUGCCGAAUCUCGGCACGAAAAGUUUCAUCCCUAUUUCUACUGUAAAGGAUAAGGUUUCUACAAAAAAUCAAACUUUUACGCUCUUAAACUGCCAAAGUUAUGGCCAAAAAGCGCUUUUCUCUCAAAGCGCGAGCUAAAACUUUGAGGAAUUGCUAUGCCAGGAACGUCUGCAAAAUUUAAAGAAAAUCUGUCGCACUUGGUGUACCUCCCUUGUAACUUUCAAUUUUUUCUGAUUCUUCUGAGCCUUUUGCUAGCUAACUAUCAGAAUUCCUACUUAUUCCAAUUUCAGGUAUACCACAGCCGCCCCUCCGAGUUCAUCCUUCAUUCCAAGUACACUUGGCUGCUCUACCUUCUUGGCCACAUCCUCUUUGGCUGUAUAAUGUUCCAAAUGGUGGUGGUCGGUCGAAUUCGUGAUCCUCAAGAAGCGGCAUCCGAACUGGUGAGACGAGUUCCACAAUUUGCCAACCGAACAAAGAACCUGUUCUUUGUCUGCUUCUACUACAGCGAUGAGAUGAUCAUUCUGUCCUACCUCAACAUUGCCGCUCUAAUUUUCGGGUUUUUGAUUGCGGCCUCUUUGCUUGCCCUGCUUUAUCAUCAUCUGCAUCGGAAUGUGUACGCGUUCCCAAAGAAGACGAUUAAAAUGCAGUUCAUGCUGUUCAAGGCGCUCUCAAUUCAGAUGGCCAACUAUUUUUUGUUGGAGAUUCUGCCUCUGGUUUGCGCCACUUUCGCCUUCGCCAUCUCCUACAGGUACGGAGAGCCACUCUUGUUGGUCGUGCUAACAGUCAUGGUGCUGCAUGGGAUUUUGGACUACUUGUUGAUGAUUUAUUUCAUCGCGCCGUAUCGACGAGCGCUGAUCCGAUGGCUCAAACUGGUGCCGGCCAGCGACUUUGUUCAGCACUUGACGCGCGUCGGAUCCUGA
Molecule: messenger RNA, 1592 nt
Organism: Bursaphelenchus xylophilus (pine wood nematode)
Lineage: Eukaryota; Metazoa; Nematoda; Chromadorea; Rhabditida; Aphelenchoididae
Source: the annotation of a GenBank genome assembly